This is a messenger RNA of Dothidotthia symphoricarpi CBS 119687, 855 nucleotides long. RefSeq lists its product as uncharacterized. The record is from RefSeq and is a predicted model, not a curated record. NCBI's taxonomy places the organism in Eukaryota, Fungi, Ascomycota, Dothideomycetes, Pleosporales, Dothidotthiaceae. The coding region runs from base 1 to 855 and encodes 284 amino acids. The transcript is spliced from 4 exons.
AUGUGGUGCUUAGCCGCAAUCCCAAUCAAGUGGGCUAUUGCUUUCACACUGCUUCGCAUUGCAAACAAAAGAAAAGCGUACCAAUGGUCCAUCUAUGUGAUGAUGGCUGCGGUAGCCAUUGUCAUGGCUUCUACCACAAUGUAUGAAUUCUUUCAUUGCAAACCUAUUCCAAUGAACUGGAGAACCGUUGAAGGCGGGUCAUGCUUGCCUCAAAGUAACAUCACUGGCUUCAGUUUCGCACUUUCAGUUGUCUCGAUCGCUUCGGAUUGGUUUUGUGCGUUGAUACCAAUUCCUCUAUUGUGGAAUGUACAGCUAGAUUUCCGUGUCAAACUUUCUGUCCUUGCGCUCUUAGGUCUAGGAGUUUUUGCAUCCUCCGCCGCCCUUAUCCGUCUCACGAUAACAGUGAACCUGUCAUCCACCUCGGACUUCCUCUACCACGCAAUGCCUGUAGCCGCUUGGGCGCAGGUCGAACUGGGCCUCGGUGUCAUCGUUGGCAAUCUUCCAGCGCUUCGUCCACUCCUCGAGAAGCUUUUGCAAAUUCGAUCCACAUUGAACAGCAACAAACGGUCUGAUAAGAAGACCAGUGAUCGUUACCUCGAGCUUGGUGAAGGCCUGUCUCGAAGAACCAGUUCAAAAAACGGCACAGUGGCUUCUAAACAGGGUCCCAAAACAAAUAUAUACGGGGGAGAUCUGGUGGAUAAUUUUGGUGGACCACGACAUUCACGUCACACACGAAGAAGCUUGGAAGAGAUGAAUAUCGACCAGGGACUUUUUGCUCACCUAAAACUGAUAAUCACCAAUACAUUCAUCCAAUGUAAACGACUUCGUAGUGACCAAGCCUGCUUUGAUGACUAA